UGUUUACACAGGAAUGGUUGAUGGGUGGGUGGCUUUGCUCUUGUCUAAAGCAAGAAACACUUAUUAUAAAUGGAUUUUAUUUGAAACUGUUACAACGGAUUGGUGAAGGGGGAUUUAGUUACAUUCAGUUAGCUGAAGAUCUCAAAACAAAACAAUACUAUGCCAUCAAAAGACUACUGGCACAGGAAGACGAUCAAGUGACUCUCAUAAAAGAUGAGAUAAAGUGUUACAAGUUGUUUGCAUCGCCGCACAUCAUACCUCUCUUAGACUACAGUAUUGUGAGACACAAGGAUGUGACUGAGAUCAACUUACUACUUCCAUAUUACAAGAGAGGAUCCCUGCAUGACCUGAUAAGCAGAAGAUUGCAGCUCAACAGUCCCCUUCAAGAGAGAAUGAUAUACGGACUGUUCCGCGGUAUCUGCAGAGCAUUGCAUGUUAUGCACAAUUACCCUAGUGGUCCUCUGACUCAUAGAGAUGUUAAACCAGGAAACGUACUGAUAAGUGAUGAUGGUAAUACUGUGCUUAUGGAUUUUGGAUCAGUAAUACAGGGACAGUGCAAAAUAUCUUCCCGUAAAGAAGCUAUAGCCAUGCAGGACAUUGCAGCAGAACGCAGCACUCUUCCUUACCGGGCACCUGAACUAUUCGAGGUUCCCAGUGACUGCGUCAUUGACGAGAAAGUGGACAUUUGGUCGCUAGGGUGUGUGCUGUACGAGAUGGUGUUCCUGCGGUCCCCCUUUGUGUGGACUAGUAGUGAACAGGGGGGCAGCAUUGCACUGUGGCCAGUUCAUGUUGCAGGUAAACUAUAUUCCUUUCUCUCAGGGACUAGUAGACUUCAUAGAGUUCAUGUUGCAGGUUGAUCCAGCAAGGAGGCCUGAUAUUGACACUGUGAUACAGAAGCUGGACAUGUUGGAAAGUAACUCCGGCUUCACUAGCGACGAUAAUCUUUAUGUAGAAAACAUCAAGUUUUAAAGUGUUAUCUUAUCAGACUACUAACUUAUUAGAUAAUAAUUAAUUAGUAUACUAACUAACUUAUUAGAUAAUAAUUUAGUUUUCAUUGCUUUUUAUUUAAUCCUAUAAUAGAACAAUCAUACUUUGAUAUCUAUAAUUAUUUAAGUAACAGAACAUAAUAACAAUUAUUCCAGAAUUUAAAUACAUUCUAUCUGGUAUCAGAAUGAAAAUGCUGAUAAAAAUUGUUAAAACCGUUCAUAUUUAUACAAUAAGUGAUUCUAACAAUAAGACUAUCUACUGAGACCUUAAGUCCACGAACCAGUUUUCCAAUUCUUCCCUGAUAACACUUUUAUAUCCUUUAUGAUAAUAACCUUGUUAACCUUGAUAACCUUGUUAACCUUGUUAACCUUGAUAACCAUUAUAUUACGGGUAAAGAAAUUUAAUUUAAGAUACAAAUUUAUUGGGCAAAUUUACUUGUUUAAAUGUUUAACGUUAAUUUUUCAAUUUAAGUAAAGUCAGGGGAAUAAGUUAUGUUUUAUUUCAGUUAUUUGUUACGUCCUAUAAUUUUACACAAUUUUAAUAAUUCAGAUAAAAUACUAAUGUUAUGGUACCAAUUGUGGGCAAUUAUUUGGGAUAAUGUAAUAAGUAAAAAAUAUUAACGUUGGGAACAAUGAUGACUAAGUUACCCCAUUUCUUUUCUUCUAAUGAGUUAUUAAUUUUAACAGCAAUUUUACGUCUACUAUAAAUUAUAGAAAGUCUGCUUCCUGGUAAAGUUCCUCAGUUUUACAAACACACAACAAGAUACAAAUCUUUUAAAUUUACGUUAAUUACAUAUUAUUGACGUAUAUUACAGGAAACCCCGAAUAUUCAAUGCUUAAUGCAUAAUUAAAUAGAUUGAAUGAGCUAAAUGGAAUUAAAAAUUAAACUAUCAAUAAAUUAUUAUUGACCAUACACAGAGUGCAACACAAGGAAGAAACAAUUUUAUAUUAUACGUCUUUACAAAGUUGGAAUUGUGUUAAAUGGAGUAUUGUUCUUUGUGAAAAUGUCUGAAUAAA
Bolinopsis microptera is the source of this 2003-nucleotide messenger RNA. Its product is annotated as serine/threonine-protein kinase 16-like. Gene Ontology annotation, biological process: protein phosphorylation. Gene Ontology annotation, molecular function: ATP binding; protein serine/threonine kinase activity. Gene Ontology annotation, cellular component: Golgi apparatus; cytoplasm. The record is from RefSeq and is a predicted model, not a curated record. The transcript is spliced from 9 exons. The coding region runs from base 21 to 857 and encodes 278 amino acids. Lineage: Eukaryota; Metazoa; Ctenophora; Tentaculata; Lobata; Bolinopsidae.